GACGCAACGAAGACCAAAGUUGAAUUAUUUUUGUUCGCCUUUCUUUAACAUGACAUACUGAGUAAAUGACUUGCAGAUGAUAAUUCCCAUACACUAUGAAUAAAGCUUCCAACAAAUCUCAAGAUCCUCGCAUGAGAGAUGCUGGGAAAUCCUUUAGAAAAUGGAAGAAAAAGUCCAACAGAAAAGAUGACAAAUCCAUGAUGCAGGCAGAAGUAAAAUAUUACAAGGAUAAAGAUAUGACAGUUCAAGAUCAAGAUGGAUCAUCUGUGACACGAAACCGUUUGACAAUAUAUCAGGGUAUAUAUGGCCAUGGUUGUGCUUCUGGUGCAGUUUGCAGAGAAAUUGGGUUUACCAAGGAAGGCAAAGCUCGAGCAGAAGCUGAUCUCUGUCGUAUUAUUGACCUAGCAAGAAAUGGAUCUGUUAUUAACCAGAGCAGGAGAAUGUCGACAACUGAAGUUACUCCUCAACGUUCUUUUGCAGUUAAGGAUAGAGUAACUCAAGAGGAAGUUGGCUCUAAAGCUGGUAAUAUGGUAAACCUUUGUUGCACAGAAAAUUAUAUGUAUAACCACCAGAUACAUCUUGCAUGACA
Penaeus monodon (black tiger shrimp) is the source of this 589-nucleotide messenger RNA. RefSeq lists its product as uncharacterized. The record is from RefSeq and is a predicted model, not a curated record. The transcript is spliced from 6 exons. NCBI's taxonomy places the organism in Eukaryota, Metazoa, Arthropoda, Malacostraca, Decapoda, Penaeidae. Bases 96 to 587 code for a protein of 163 amino acids.